GAGUGCAUCAAACUGGGCACCUAUGUGAGUGCAACGAAUUUAACAUCAAAUGUCUCAAUGUAACGCAAGUCACAAGCGAUUAUCAGUGAAGUAUGUCGAGGCCCUUAUCUGUCGUAUCCCUUGUCUAGGUUUGGUCUAGUCUAGUCUAUGGUAUUUAUUUUUGGAAGUCAAGUCAGUGUAGUGGAGAGUAGUAUGUGCGAUGAAAUAUUUUUUUGUCUUUUGGUAUCAAUUUUAUCAGUGUCCUCUUCAGUUACCAAAGUAGAAGCAACAAGUGUUUAAAUAUAUCAUCGUUCACAACUCAGUGUAAUUAUGAACAGGAAUCCAUAAGUCAUUUUGGUCCCUUCAAUCGUCUCGCAAAUUCCGGAAAUUGUUUGACAUCCUGUCGUAAUUACGUGUUUUAUGCUACCAGAAGCAAAGAGGACAUUCAAAAUCACAAAUUCAUAACAUGGUGCUAGAGUUUCUACACAAUGUCAACUGAAAGUUGCUUAGUAAAAGCAAUCUACUCAUUCAAAGGCAAGAAUAAUGACGAACUGUGUUUCAAAAAGGGUGAUAUUAUCACCGUUACUCAGAAGGAGGAAGGGGGCUGGUGGGAAGGUACCUUAGGGGAAACCACUGGGUGGUUCCCUAGUAAUUAUGUUACAGAAUGUAAAGAUCAAGCUGGAUCUUUAACUACAUCUCCUAUUAGAGCAGCAUCUGAAAUUCAAGCAUUUAGAAAUGUUGUCCUCAAAGACAUCAUUGAUUCAGAAAAGGCACAUGUGGCCGAGAUGCAGGGGCUGGCCAGUAAUUUCCUACAACCCCUGGAGAAUAGUGAUAUGCUAACAAGAGAUGAAUUCAAGCAAUUGACUGGUAAUAUAGAUGAGGUGCUACAAACUCAUGAACAGUUCCUUUCCCUGUUAGAAGAAUGUGCAACCAAAACAGGCCCCGACCAGCGGGUGGGUGGCCUUUUCCUGCAAUGGGCUCCAAAGAUAAAAUCAGUGCAUCAAACAUACUGUGCUGGCCACCCUAAAGCAGUGUGCAUCCUCGACAAAUACAAGGAGGAACUUAACACAUGGAUGGAGAAUGCUGGUGCCGUAUGCCCUGGAGUGUUAGUACUAACAGCAGGACUAUCCAAGCCAUUCCGUCGCCUCAGCAAGUACCCGGCGAUGCUACAAGAGCUGGCACGACAUGUUCACGAGGCACAUCCGGACAGGGGCGACACACAUCGCGCUUCAGUUGUUUACAAAGAUAUAGCUAGUGGCUGCGCAGCAUUACGGCGGCAAAAAGAGCUAGAGCUCCAAGUAGUAACAGGAGAAGUGCGCGGAUGGCCCGGUGGCGAGCUGGCGGCACUAGGCGAUGUCUUGCACAUGGGAAGUGUAGCGGUGGGCCCUUCGCACCAAGACCGGUACCUCGUGCUUUUCCCUUCGGCGCUUCUUUUGCUGUCUGUUAGUAAGAGGGUGUCCGCGUUUGUAUAUGAGGGUUGUCUGCCACUCACCGGUAUAACAGUCUGCAAACUGGACGACUCUGAAACAAGGAAGAAUGCAUUUGAAAUUAGUGGUCCAAUGAUAGACACCAUAGUAGCGGUGUGUCAGACACGAGCGGAGGCCGAUAACUGGGUCAGUUUGUUGCAAAAACAUUCGAACAACAGCAGUCCUGUUCAUGAACCUGGACAGCCGCAAUCGCUGCCACAUAUGGCCAUGACAGACGGCAAUAACCCUGAUUUAUCGUCGGGUCUAACCAGCCACAAAAGAUCACACUCAUUCAACAACCAUCAAAGCUAUUCGCAGCAUAACCAGCAAACGUCAAAAAGUAAACAAAAAAAUCAGUCGGCACGCUGGCUUUUAAAUUCUUGCGACUCUAUUGAUCAGUCGCCUGCCAAACCAAAUAAAAAUGCUAUCGGCAAAAAAUUCUCAUCCGUUGAUUUCAUCGACACGGCGGGAUCGAACUACAGCAAUAAAGGGUGGAGUAUAACAUGUUUGCGCCCCGCGCCGCCCCUGCGGCCGCAAUCCUUUACGGUGGGAUCCGAUGAGAACAUAGGCCCGACGCAUCCGUAUGCACCACAUCAACGAAAGUCAAAUUCCUAUGAAGAAGACGCUCUUAUUCUCAAGGUCAUCGAAGCCUAUUGCACUUCGGCGCGCUGUAGAAAUGCUGUAAGUUCUGUACCCAAUAUACCACUGGAGAUAUUCGAGGCUACAAGGAGGAGACAUGCCAAGUCAAGAAACCGUAUUAUCAUGGAUUGCGGUCACUUGUCUCUUGGUAAAGUACAAUAUCACGCACCCGCUUCUAACAUUUUUCACUAUAACUACACUAAAUUGCCUAUCGUCCAAAGAAGUGAGACCCCUGACUACGUAGGCUGCAGCAAGUCUUCGAAAGUGAAGCGUAACAAAAGCUCAGCUGCCGACACUUACCUGUACCGCGGCCCCGAGACGAGGAGGCUGCUCUCGGAACGCAAGUUCCAGAUGAACCGUUCUAACCCGAAUCUAUGGGAAUGUUCAGAGGAGCGCAGGCAGAAGCUGUGCGAGGGUCGGGAACGGCGCAGCGGGUCGCACCCGAGCCUCGCGGCGGCGCUGCGCGCAGUCGCUCCCGCCUCCGCGCCCGCGCCCGCCCCGCUCGGCGCUCCCCGCGCCGCUCGCUCAGCACGGUCCUCCACUUGGUGCUGCGGAUCUUUCGUCAAACAACUCACCAAAUCUCACCACUUCGACUGACACAAGUAGUUCCUCUCUUUUUCGAUCAUUUGACCCUGGUCCUCAAAAGGCGUCUAUCAUUCAAUUAAUCCAUCAUUAAAAAUUACAUGAAUGUGCGUGAACAAUUGAACAUUGACCCAGUUUUAAUAUUAUUAUUAUUACUAAACGAUGACUCAUACUAAUGACAUUUACUUAGGACUAAAAGAAAUUGAUUCUGUUCGUACCAUUAUUUUUAAUGGAUGUGGCUCUGUAACGAUUUAACCAAAGCGAUAUUUAAAAAAAGUGUUAAAGUUCUGGUUUAACCAUGAUUCGAAUUGGAAAUAAGACGGGAGGAACCCUACCUGGGUGUAAUUUAGCAUAGUAAAGGAAACUACAUUUUCUAGUCAGAAAAGUAUAUUUUGGAAAUAUUAUCGUCUUAUUUUCUUUUGCGAAAGCUAAUGUGACUGGCUUGUUAUCGCCUUAACACGCGUAUAUAUAUUACUAUAACGAGUGCAGUAUUAUUAAUAUAUUAGGUUAGAUUUACAAAUCAAUUUAAUUUUAUAGGUUGGCUUUUUGAUUGUAUUAUAGAUAAUAAAAUUGAUGGUGCAUAUUGGAUAUAAUAAUAUAAAAUGCAUGCGCAUUGAAUUGUGUAGAACAUUAUUUAUACUAAUAUGUUGGGAGUAGUCCGUAGUGCCGGGUUUAAGGUGUGACAUGGUAGGUGAAGCUUUAUGAAAAUUGCGUCAGUAUCCAAAACGGCUCGCAGUUUCAUUUCUCAGGUGAGACUAUUUCGGGAGCAGUGGCAGCAGCCCGCCGUUACUAUAUUAAUGAUUUAGUGCUAUAAGGAGCGUUUUGUGCUUUGUAACGUUCCUAACUACAAAAGUGAAUCUGUUUAGCUUAAACCAAAAAUCAAACUCACCUGUAGGUACUUAUCGCGCGUUAGGGAACAAAUUCGAGUAUUUUUGAGAACGUAUUCCAAAAACUUUUACUACUUAUAUGUAUUUUACAAUAUUUUCUUUAAUUUGUAAAGUUUGUAUACAAGAAGCAUACCUAUGUCAUAUUGUUAAAACAAUAUGUAUAUUGUCUUAACCAUCUAUCAAGCCGAUUUGAUAAUUGAAGAAGAUGCUUUAAAAUAGAAUUACACAUUAUUUUUGAUUUGGGCGUGUUAGAAUCAUCGCAGUGAGAAGUUAUAGGCUGUGCCAAGUGUAGUUCAGCUAGCAGAAAAAGCUUUUAUCGAAAAUUAAAUUUUAGCAGAAACUUUUAUAAACUACUAACUACUACUAACUUAAAUAUACUAGUAAAUUUAUAUGCGUAUCACAAAAAAAAAAAGAAAAAAGAAAAAGAUAAAUAUCAGUUUAAACGUCUAUGUUUAUGCUCGUUUCAAAAUACUUUAUUGAAAGAUACGUGUGUCGCUCAAAAUUUAGCAUGCGUGAUGAUGAGUAACACACGGUGCGUGCGACAGGUUAGAUUUACUUAAAUGUUUGAUUAAAAACAAUUUUGUGCCGUCAAUAGGUGCCAUAUAAGCAAAUAAGCAUAACAUAAACUCAAUUUUCACUAUACGACACCUAUACUCGUACCUACUAAUGUUGUUUAUUUAAGCAUACUAUAUAAACAUCAUGGAACGGUAUGCGAAUAAUUUCGAAAAAUCGACACAUUGAGUUCAAAUGUAGUUCUGUAGUUGUAGUUGGUAAAAGUGUAAGUAGAUUAAGGAUAAUGUGACAAGUAAAUUAUUUCUUUUUUAUUGUAUGUUUUUAGUAGAGGAUUUCAAUUAUAAAAAAUAGCAAUUAGGGACAUAUUAUGUAUAUCUAAAUAUUAUAAAAUUUUGCGUGUUCAAUAUAUGUCGGAGACGCUAGACGCUACGAAUACGUUGGUCUUCUUUUUAGGGUUCCGUCGUCAAAAGAAAAAACGGAACCCUUAUAGGAUCUUGUUGUCCGUCCGUUUGUCUGCCAAGAACCUUUAUCUCGGGAAGGCGUUGAGGUAUCAAUUUGAAAUUAAAACCUUAUACUCAGGUCUAGAGUCCCUUGAAGCUGUAAAAAUAUCAAACUUCUAUGUUACCGUAAAAAAAGAUACGGAAUUCAAAUUUAUAGGGUACUUCCCGUUGACGUAGAACAAGUAAAAUUGUCAUACACUAUAACUACAGGGAAAAAUCUCAAAACUAUAAAUUUGUAAAAAAUAAAAAAUAAAAAUUUGUACGGAACUCUCGGUGGGCGAUUCCGACUCGCACUUGUCCGAUUUUUAGAUAUAAAAUUAAUGACAUCCAAGUAAUCUAUAUAUUCUAUCUUAUAAAAUGUAUAAUUGACCUGAGUACACGUGAGGAGGUUCCUAAUAGAAACAUGAGUGAACAUUAGGUGUUGCAGUGGGUAAUCAGAGCACCAGGGCGGCGCGGCGUGUUAUUCGUUAAAUAUUGAAUGCAAACGCGCCACUGCAACCGUGCAACGUGUAUGUAAAUACCCGGCCACUAGACUACAGCAGUGCCAACUGCAAUAUUGCAAAAUACCUAACUCCGUUGAUCGUUCUUAUGCCCGAAUUUGUUACAAUGUAGAUAACGAGCAUGCAUUGCGCGUGGAUAAGGAUUGACGCUUUUUAUAAAUAGAAGUAUAAAUUAAUUAUAAAUUUAUCGUUAUACAUAUUCUACAUGUGAUGUUAAAUCCGAGGUGUACAAAAAUAAUGUUUUACUGUGGCAUAAUCUACCUGGCAAAACAUUUUAGGUAUUUCAAACAAGCUUGUAGCUAAGGAGGCAAUUAUAGCUGCUUAAUGAAUUUAAUAUUCCUAUAUGUACAAUGCUUUUUUUAUAUUAUUCAAACAUUAUUACCAAUUACUUACCAAUUCAUUAAUGGAAUGAAUAUUAAUUUGUUAAUACAUAUUAUACAAAACUUAAAAACUGUUAAUAUUGGUAACUUUCUAUAAAACUUCGUAGCCUGAUAUUUCUCCGCUUUAUUUUACUAGGGCCGCAGACUACUACUUAAAGCAUAGAUGUGCAAAAAUGUUUGGGUCAUACCUCCUGAGUCUCAGAGGCUCUUAUAAAGGGUUUAUUCCAAAACGUAAUUUUAACUUUGAUUAAAUAAUUCAAGAUUCCAAAAUCAGAAACCAAAGUAACGAUUCUGGGACUUAGAAGGCUAUACAUGUCCGGGUAAGAAGGGCAAAAAAUGUUGUUACAUUUUUGACCAUUUUAUUCGUAUAAAUACAGGGAUAGAGAUCAAAAUAAAUCCUGGGCUUGUAAAUAUGUAUGAAAUAUGUUUAAACUUUUUGUUAUGUUAUACUAACCGGGACGUGAUACCUUAUAAUAAAAUUAUCCAACGCAGUGAAAUAGUGCUAGGAAAAUAAAUUGCUCUAUGAAUUCCUUACCACGUAACAAAUCCUUACACUCUAGGCUCAUGGAUACUACUCGUGAUAUAUCCGCAAAUUUUUAAGUGUAUACAUAUAAAUAAACAGUUGAGUUUUGUGUAACCUCAUUUUGCUUGCGAGUUGGUCGGUAAAAUUAUAAAUAAGGUAUAAUUAUGACAUUUAUAACUUACAAAAUCAAAGUUUCUUGAUUUCUCUCUAAUAUCCGUAUGUCUAAUAUUAUUAUUGCUUCUACGUGUUAAAUGUAAUCUCAAUUAGAUCGAAUAAGGACGUUGUAUUGUCUUUCAAUUGGAGUCAGGAACGCAGGAAUACUAAAUUAAUUAUUUACUUCCCCCGUCCCUUUACGAGUAUGGUGAUUGUGUUUGUAACAAGGAUAGGAAUAACAUGGAUUCAAACAUCCAAGAAAUGUCUUGGACGGAAAUACGACCACCAUACUCGUAGGUGUCUUGUUGUAUUUUUUUUGUAAUUGAUGUAAGUACUAAUUUAAUUAAUUCGUUUUAAAUAAAAUGCACAUCAUGUAUUUUACUCUUAGCGUUGCCUUACGGAUUUGGUGGAAAAGACAUAGAUAAAGUGCGAUUUUUUCUUAUUGACUGUAUUGAGUAGCUAUUUAUAGCAUUUUAUUUAAAACAAUAUUUAUGUAACCAUGAGAUGGUAUGAUGAAAGAAUCCGCCAUAACUUAAAUAUUUUAUGUAUUUUUCGUCCUGUGUAACUGUUUAAUUUAUGGGUAUUAUUUAUAUACUUUGUUUUUGACAACCAAUGUUUUAGGCAGUUUUAAAAACUGUAGUGAGUAUAUUAAAACUAUUAAAUAUCGUUAAUAUAUAUACUAUACCUACAGUGUUGCAUUGACAUAAAUUACGACUAGUAUGCAUAUACAUAUAUGUAUUAUAGUAACUACAUAGUUUAUAAUUUAUUUUUUGAGCAAAUUAUAUGAAAUAAAUAUGUACCUACAA
Molecule: messenger RNA, 6928 nt
Organism: Cydia pomonella (codling moth)
Lineage: Eukaryota; Metazoa; Arthropoda; Insecta; Lepidoptera; Tortricidae
Gene: RtGEF
Product: rho guanine nucleotide exchange factor 7-like
Exons: 11
Coding region: 468-2681 (737 amino acids)
Molecular function (GO): guanyl-nucleotide exchange factor activity; protein binding
Source: RefSeq, a predicted model, not a curated record